Messenger RNA from Diaporthe batatas, 1347 nucleotides. RefSeq lists its product as uncharacterized. The transcript has a single exon. The record is from RefSeq and is a predicted model, not a curated record. Lineage: Eukaryota; Fungi; Ascomycota; Sordariomycetes; Diaporthales; Diaporthaceae. Bases 1 to 1347 code for a protein of 448 amino acids.
AUGUCUAGCAUGCUGCGCAAGAAGGAGGCCUACACAAUCGUCACUCCGAUCCCGGGGUUCAUCCCGCGCCAGCUCGCCAUCGACAUCCUUCACAGCCAUUCAGAGGUCAUCACCCUGAAUCCCCUGGUCCUCGACCACAAGCCCAUCAAGGCGCCCCAGAAAGCUGCCUCGGAUGAGUACUACAGCACCUGGUAUGAGAUCAACCAGAGGAUCCAGUAUGUCCCAGGCCUCGGCAAGAUGGGCUCCGGCAAAAUCUCCUUCAACGGUUGCUUCCACGACAUGCCGUGGGGCCUGCAGACUCACAUCUACGCCCCCAUGAACGUCGACCUGAGGAACAAGUAUCGAAUCUCCGGCAACCAGCCUGGUGUUGAGCCCCCCGAGCAGCCUGAGAUCGGCCUGGCCUCCCUGGGCGCCCCUAGCGACGGGCUCUACCUUCGCGAUGACGUCGAGAUCAAGUGUAAUGUAGCGGUCAUGUCGUUUGUCAAGGCGCAGAUGAAGGCUGCUUCCAAGGAGAUGGUUUCGCGGAUAAUCAAGAAGGCCGAACUUCUCGACGCCGGGGUGCUGCACGCCAUGAUCGAGGACGGCAAGCUCAAGACCAUCAACCCCAACGACCGGACCGUGACGGUACCAGACGCCCAGGUGUCCCCUAGGCCCUCUCCCACCUCCAUGUAUCACCAGCCCGGCUCCAUGUCACCGCCACCCACGCCGUACCAGAUCCCCCGACCGGCUUCGCACCAGUACCAGAAGAGCGGCACACCCAUGCAGCAAAACCCACACUGGUCUGCCCCGUAUGGAAGUCCACCACCAGCACACCUCCACCCAGCAUUUGCGCAGCCGACACACGCAGAGCUCCCCGCCCAGCAGCAGCCGCAGCCCGGCACCAACAGCUUCCCGGUCGAGAUGCCCGGCGACUUCUCGUACCCCCAGGCCUCACCGCGGCUGCAGCCCCCGCAGCCGUCCCCCACCUACAACAACUCGGACAUGGCCUCGGUCCACUCCUCGUCGCGCACGUCGCCCCAGCCCGCCGGCGACUGGCGCUGGUCCCAGAGCCAGGCCGCCUCGCAGGCCAACACCUCCAGGCCCACGUCCGUGUCGUCCGACGUCUCCGGCGGCGGCGGGUUCCAGUCGCCGGGCCUGGAGCACCAGGGCUUCGCGUCCGAGCUGGCGACGCACAAGGAGACGCCCGAGGAGCACAGCGCCGGGGCGGACGCCGUCAAGAGGCGCGAUUCGAAAUCGGCGCAGGCGCAGAACGCGUAUGCCCCGUAUAACCCGGCAGACUAUGCCAAGGGUCGCGGUGGUAACUAUCCGAGCCAUCCGACGCCGCAUAGUUAUGGGUACAGCCAUUGA